This is a messenger RNA of Ixodes scapularis (black-legged tick), 1167 nucleotides long. RefSeq lists its product as uncharacterized. Lineage: Eukaryota; Metazoa; Arthropoda; Arachnida; Ixodida; Ixodidae. Gene Ontology annotation, molecular function: nucleic acid binding. The record is from RefSeq and is a predicted model, not a curated record. The coding region runs from base 550 to 1140 and encodes 196 amino acids. The transcript has a single exon.
AAUCGUAAGCAAAAUGAGAUACUGCCUUCCAUACUACAACAUGACGAAGGCAGAUGAGAACAGGGUGGACUGCAUACUACGGGAAUCUUACAAAACUGCGCUGCAUCUACCGGCGUGCACGCCGACAGAGAAGCUCGAAAAGAUGGGAAUCACGAACACUUUCCGGGAAUUGAGAGACGCGGUCAUAUUGGGACAAAAGGAGCGAUGGAGGUUCAGCAAGGUCGGAAGGGAGACCGGAGUCCGGCUCGGCUACGGCGAUAUAAGGACGAGAAACCUGAAAGAAAGGCAGCUGACCCAAAGUUUGGUGAAACGAUAAAGAGUCAGCCCCAUACCGCGGCACAUGCACCCAAAAAUACACAAGGAACGGAGAAAGGCAAGAGCUGACUACUACAGAGUAAAGAUGGAAGGAAGAGAGAACGUCAUGUACACCGAUGCUGCGGCGUAUGGUAGCAACAAAGUCGCGGUUUGCGUCGGGCAUGACGGAAAAGAGCUGGACAGUUUGUCACUGAAAGACGCGACAAUGACGAAGCAGAGGAAGCGGCGAUCGCAAUGGCGAUGAGAGCGGGAAAGGGGCACACGUACAUUCUGACAGACUCGCAGAAUGCGUGCAGGAAUUAUAUGAGAGGCAGAGUGUGCGCUACUGCCGCGAAAAUCCUAGAGAGAGCCGUAAACGGUUCGUCAACUUUCGAAAUUAUCUGGGUCCCGGGGCACGAGGGUAUUCCAGGUAACCAGGCUGCAGACCUUCGGGCCCGUGGAUAUGUCGAUCGGGCAGAAGCGAGGCAGUGGGUGUACUCAGACAUGCUGGACCACUUCAAGGCCCAGAGGAGACAGUACGGGCUCCCGUGCCGGGAGCUAAGCAAAGCCGAGAGUACUGCCUGGCGAAGGAUCCAGGCGGGCAACUACACUAACCCGGUGCUCCUGAAACACAUGGGGCGCAGAGACGACGAAGCCUGCAAAUACUGCGGGCAAAGAGCCACUUUCUCGCACAUGGUGCGGGCAUGCCCGGACACUCCAGGGCUUGGCGACACUAUUGACGACCGAAGGUGGGAAAAGAUGCUGCGCAGCGAGGUCUACAAGAUCCAGGUACACCUGAUCAACCGGACCAAGCUAGCAGCAAGCUCCCAAGGGAUCCCGGACUAGAGGAUUCCACUCACCGAACCGAAGACC